Acanthamoeba castellanii str. Neff is the source of this 1491-nucleotide messenger RNA. RefSeq lists its product as uncharacterized. Lineage: Eukaryota; Discosea; Longamoebia; Acanthamoebidae. The record is from RefSeq and is a predicted model, not a curated record. The coding region runs from base 1 to 1491 and encodes 496 amino acids. The transcript is spliced from 12 exons.
AUGUGGGCGCUGCGCCGUAGCACGACCGCUUCCGCCUGCACCACCACCGCCGCCGCCGCCGCCACCAGCAGCCGCAGGAGACUGCUGCCAUCUCGCGUCCGUAGCCGCACGCCGCUCUCCCCGCUCGUGCGAACGGCGCACCGAAGCGCCUCGUACACCACCACCACGCCCACCACCACCACCACCACAGGCAGCACGUCGGCGUCCACGCCCGGCACCCCUGCUGCUGCUGCUGCUGGCGGUGGCGGCGGCGGCGGCGGCUGCGGUGUGGGCAUGCGCGGGUUCGUGCCACAGAGUCCCGACGCACCGGCGCCCGCCAGCAAAAUCACGCAGGAGGCACACGCCAACCGGGCGUUCAAGAAGUCGCGCGCGACGGGCGGGUAUUGGGUGCUGCUCUUCGGUGUGGGCGUGGGCACCAUGGUCACCACCGCCACGUACAUCUUCUUCCAGUGGCGCCAACACGAAAUCGACCAGCGGCGAGGCUGGCUGGAGUUCAAGGAGCUCGUGAUGGGCACCCGCAAGGGCGGCGCGACCUCUGACGACGACGCCGACGCCGGAGAGGCCGAGGUGGUGGUGGCCGUCAAGGAGAAGGGCAGCAGCAGCAGCAGCAGCGCCAACACGAGGAGGGACGAGGUGCCGGAGAAGGCGAUGGUGCCGGGCGUGGGCCGGAUCGGGGGCAAGCUCCGCAUGCUCAACGUGCCGCUCGAUGUCUUCCCCUCCUCCGUCGAGGAAUUCAUGAGUUUCCCCUACCCGGUGUACAGCAUCUUCAUCUGGACCACCGCCGCCACCCUCACCACCCUCUUCGCCUGGUCGCGGGGCAAGUGGAUGUGGUAUCGGCGCCACUUCAUGGGGCGCGUCAACUUUAGCCUCAACACCGUUCACAACGGCACUCUCAAGUUCCGUACGCUGUUCGAGCGCUCGCUGUAUGACAUGAUGUUCCGCAACCAGGCCGCCGUCAAGAUCGUGGGCGCGGCAGCGAACCGAACGGUGGUGGGUCGCCCCUUCCUGGAAAUCCCACCCGCGGAGAACUGGUACGUGCUGAACAACGUGCUCAACGAAAUCAGCAGCCUGUGCUCCAUCGGCUUCGUGCAGGCUGACGCAGGCAUGCCGGUGCGGUGGCGCACGUACAUCUUUGGGCUCACGUGCGAGAAGGAGAAAGCUGUGUGGAAUCGCAAGCUGCGCGUCAUGCUCGUGGACGAGGAGCUGCUCAAGCGCGUGCUCGACAUGCCCACCCCACGCUUUGAGGAGGCGCACCACGGCGUGCGUUGGUCGACGCUGCAGGCCAUGGCGCGGCUCUACCGGAAGCAGGUGGAGGAGCAGGAGGCGGCGGAGCGGGCCGGCACGCCGCUGGUGCCGGGCGGCUACCUGGGGCGGGUCGAGCUGGCCAUCCCCUACGGCAGCAGCACCGGUGGUGGUGGGGCGGCCGCCAACAGCGCCUUUGCCACGUCGGAGACCGAGCUGCGGGAAGAGGAGGAGGACUCGCGCCGCUGA